This is a messenger RNA of Closterium sp. NIES-65, 357 nucleotides long. Lineage: Eukaryota; Viridiplantae; Streptophyta; Zygnematophyceae; Desmidiales; Closteriaceae. The record is from the annotation of a GenBank genome assembly.
AUGAUCGUUUUAGCUCUCUCUACCUCUCUCUCCCUCUCUCUCCCUCUCUUUCCCUCUCUCUCCAUCUCUCUCCCUCUUUCUCCCUCUCUCUCCCUCGCUAUCCCUCUCCACCCCUCUCCUUCUCUCUGUCUCGCUUUCUCCAGCUACCUCUCCUCCCAAGUCUCAUCGCCACUGUUACUCCUUCUUUUACCCAGGAUCAUAUCUGGGGAUGGAGUGGACUACAAGCUCACUGGGUCCAUCCCGGACUCCUUGUCCAAACUCAACAAUCUCACUGAGCUGAACUUGAAAAGCAACAACCGCACAGGCAACACCAUCCCCAGCACCAUCUCUGCUCUCACCAACCUAGUAGAGCUGUAA